AUGAUCCAAGGACGCUUGAAUGAUGCGGCCAUUGCCCUCCACAGAGUCCUGAGCCAACGGUGUGUCAACUUCGGCAUCUUCGGUGGCUACGCUAUCGGCGCCGUCGGGGGCGUUCGUGAAAGCAAGGACAUCGACUGCUUGGCCUAUGUGUCGAAGGAACAAGUGGUCGAACUUCUGAACGGCAAGCACGGCUUCCAAGUCAUUCCGCAGACCCGUCAGGACUAUGUCGCCUUCCUAUGGUCUGACAAGAGCGAUCGAAAGAACGCAGUUCUGGUUGUGAGAUAUUCUGCGAGAAGGGCCCAAUACUCCAUGGGAAAUAUUCCUUGCAAGCUUGUCGAGAUCAACGGACAAUCUCAGGGUCCAGGAACCUCCGCCUUCCUGGACCCCUUCUACCUAUUCAAGGGCAAGCUACGUGCAGCUGCCACCAGAGCCAAGUUCCACGACUCAGCAGAUCUGAGGAUGCUGGCAGGAAAGUUCGAGUCGCUCAUCCAGCCGCGAGCCCAUGAACUCGAUCUUGAAUAUGUCUGCCUGGCCAUCAAGCGAUAUGUUGAGCUGGAGAGGCUGUUCGAGAAGAUUGGGAUUGACGUGAAGAAGGCAAAGGUUGCAGUGAGUAACCUAGACCCGCACAAGCUUCCCCCUCCAGCAGCAGUGGAUGUGCAGAGAGGGCUUCUCGGGUAG
Molecule: messenger RNA, 678 nt
Organism: Anthostomella pinea
Lineage: Eukaryota; Fungi; Ascomycota; Sordariomycetes; Xylariales; Xylariaceae
Source: the annotation of a GenBank genome assembly